CCUUCCCGCAACAAGCUAUGGCUCGAUCUGGGACGUACGUGCAACUUGAACCUCAGAAACCUGGGAAUGGUAGGAGUAAGAAGCAAUAUUUUGAUGACUUUGUGGUCUAACGUGGGCCUCGUCAUCGGCAUAAGAGGCGUCGCUUUGCUGGACCUGGCUGAGAUAUAUGGAACAAGCUUUGCCAGCAUAUCGUACCUCAUCACCACUUGCGGCGUGGGCAAUCUCGUCGGCUCUCUACUGGGAGGCAAGCUACACGACACGUACAACACGCAGUUGGUCUCAAUUUUGGCAAUGGCAGCCACCUGCAUCACGGUGACCAUGAUUCCACUGAGCGGCAUCCUAGCACUGGCACACGUUAACAUGUUUCUGUGCGGGCUGAGCAUCGCUGCAUUUUCCACUGGUGCGAACGUCUGGAUCAUCAGGAUGUGGAGAGAGAACAGCAGCCCGGCGCUGCAACUCUACCACUUGGCCUUCGGUAUCGGUGGCUUCGCGGGUCCAUUCAUCGCGCGACCGUUCUUGUCGAACAGCGACGGCGGCAAUUCGACCGCACCGAACACUACCGACAACGUAUACCUGAACCAGAGGAACAUCGCUUACCCGCCUGUCAACUUGGUAGAACUGGCCAAUAGCUCCACUGCUCAAAAUGGCACGGGCGAGUCGAGCGUUUACUUUGCAUUCGGCAUCGUCGGAGCAUUUUGCUUGAUUCUGACUAUUUCUAUGAUCGUGCUUUACAUUAUAGACAAUGCGGACUUCAAACCUGCGAUACCUGAAGACGAGAGCUCUACGGCUGCUGAGGAACCAUGUAACCCUGCCCUCUUUACCCGAAUCAUUGUGGCAACAAUGUGCAUGUACAUAGGCAUUUACGUCGCACUCGAGUGGACCACGUCCCAGAUGGUGGCCUCAUUUGCAAUCAAGAGCGAGCUACACUUCUCGAAGUCAUUGUCUUCUCGCGUCGAAUCUGUUUUCUUCUUCUCCUUCGCCGCUAGCCGCCUCACCGCAAGUCUGAUUACGAUCAAAGUUUCCGCCUUCUGGAUGCUAGUUUCAGCGCACGUAAUUCUUCUACCCACGGCCGUGACGCUCGCGCUACUGGGUUCCAGCAGCUCCACGGUGCUCUGGCUCUCCAGUGCUCUCUUUGGUGUCGGACAAGGACCUAUCUACGCCGCUUUAAUAUCCUGGACGUCCGGGCACAUCAAUCUAAACAACAAGAUGAUGUCUCUAGUUGUUCUGACCGAAGGCAUCGGAUCAAUGUCAGCGCCGGUUAUUGUAGGCCAGUUUCUGGACAAGGACCCUAACGUGUUCCUUUAUGUGUGUCUUACGACUGUUGCGUUGUGUGCGGUUAUUUUCAUUUCUAUGUAUCUCUACGUAAGAAGAGCGCGCCGCCGAAGCGAUGACAAAGAACUGCUAGUCAACAAAACUGAUAACUAGCAUAACGACAGGUUUCAAUAAAUCUUCGAGGUUUGCCUCAACAUGCGUUAUACCGCGACAUAAAGUGAACCAUCAGUUGACCUUAUUUUUCGUAUCGAAUGGACAAGGCGGCCUUGAAAUGACAAUAUAUGACAGCCUUGUAACGCCCUUUGCAAGCUAUUUAGCGAAUAUUUUAGAAGAAAGCGACGCGAACAUUCCCGCAAUACUUCAAGUCUACAAGUCUCUGCGACCAUUUAUAGACUUUCUUCCCACCUUCACCUGUGCGCGCCACCAGUGUCCUUCCUCUCCCCUGCUUUCUGUCUUCUUCUCCCUAUAUCCGUUUCUCUCUGUGUAGGGUAGCAAACUGUACGUGCAUCUGGUUAAACUCCCCAU
Messenger RNA from Dermacentor silvarum, 1797 nucleotides. RefSeq names its product sodium-dependent glucose transporter 1A-like. Gene Ontology annotation, biological process: transmembrane transport. Bases 67 to 1425 code for a protein of 452 amino acids. The transcript is spliced from 5 exons. The record is from RefSeq and is a predicted model, not a curated record. NCBI's taxonomy places the organism in Eukaryota, Metazoa, Arthropoda, Arachnida, Ixodida, Ixodidae.